AUGCAGGUCUUGGCGCAGGAAGAUCCAGUUGACUACUCCGACCAAGAAGUGGGCUACCAAGUGAUGUCCCCAGUGCUGGCGGCAGCGGCUUUGGAAGCGUUCUACCAAGCUCAGGAUGCCGACAACCAUGACAUCAGUGGCCGCAGCUUAAGGUCUGAGCUUGUGAAGAGCGAUGCUUUCGCAGAACUACGUGCUGAAGCCCGCGAACUGCUUGCUGCACGGCGCCAGGCAGACGCAGUCUCUGAGAACAAGCUUGAGGCAGAGGCGAGGAAUUUCCUGAAGCGCUCUUGGUCCACCAUCACGAAGGGGAGCAAGGAAUGUGCCUUUCAAGCUGCACAUCCACCUUCGCCGCACCUCCAAGCUGCAAGACACAUGCCUUGCGAGAAAAGUGCCCCAAAGUCGGGCUCUGGCCAGCUCGCAGAGUCCAGUGAAACGAUGGAUGAACUGCGGGUUGCCCAGCUCUUCGGUGGUUUGCUUGGCCAAGUGCCGGAUGGGGCACUGCGGCAGCAGUUUGAGCAGCACUUGAAAGGCAUGUCGCGCAAAAAGGGAGCACCUCAUCCACUUUCGCCUCGAACGCCUUCGUCUCCAAGCCGCCGCCCCAAGCCCCACUUGCAAGACGAGCUGGAGGAUUUGCGGACCAGGUUGGGAGGCGGAGAAGAGGAGGCGGAGGACAAGGAGGCCAUUGCCAAGAAAGUGCUGAAGCUCCUCAUCCAUGCAUUUUCCAACAACGCCAGCAAGGCUUUACGACGACGUGCAGAAAACUUGAAGCCCAGAAGCGUUGCCCAGGCGCUAGCCGCAGUGAUUGCCUUCGACGUGAAACUGCUUAAAGAUCACUGGGAGGUGCUGCCUGAGCUCUUCAAGCCUGUUAGUCUCGACGCAGCAGCUGCUGGCCAUCUGUGGCAAGUCAUGUCAGGUGCUCAUCCAGUUGUGCGCUUGGCUUUCUUGGAGUCCGUUGUGGUGCAGGAGGUGCAGAUGGAGGGUCCAGCCAGUGCUGUUGCUAAAUGGCAACGUGCUGGGGUUGAGCUGAGUGCAGUGGCCAGAGUCCUCAUAUCUCAGCGCCGCAUGAGCAUCACCUUCGGAAGUGCGAUGCAGAAGUCAUCUGAGGUAGCUGCAUGCCUUGACUUCGUGUCUAGAGAAGAGGAGGCACGACGACAAUUUGAGACUCUGUGA
This is a messenger RNA of Durusdinium trenchii, 1170 nucleotides long. Lineage: Eukaryota; Dinophyceae; Suessiales; Symbiodiniaceae. The record is from the annotation of a GenBank genome assembly.